AUGACUGGAGUCUUUGACAGUCUGGUGGCUGAUAUGCACUCGACCCAGAUCACGGCCUCCAGCACGUACCACCAGCACCAGCAGCCCCCAAGCGGCGGCGGCGCUGGCCCCGGCGGCAGCAACGGCAGCAGCCUCCACAAGCCCCAGGAGUCGCCCACACUGCCGGUAUCCACAGCUACCGAUAGCAGCUACUACACCAACCAGCAGCACCCGGCGGGCGGCGGCGGCGGCAGUGGGGGCUCGCCCUACGCGCACAUGGGCUCCUACCAGUACCACGCCGGCGGCCUCAACAACGUCCCUUAUUCCGCCAAGAGCAGCUACGACCUGGGCUACACCGCCGCCUACACCUCGUACGCACCCUACGGGACCAGUUCUUCCCCGGCCAACAAUGAACCUGAGAAAGAGGACCUCGAGCCUGAAAUUCGGAUAGUGAAUGGGAAGCCAAAGAAAGUCCGGAAACCCCGCACCAUCUACUCCAGUUUCCAGCUGGCGGCUCUUCAGAGGCGUUUCCAAAAGACUCAGUACCUGGCACUCCCCGAGCGAGCGGAGCUGGCGGCGUCUCUGGGCCUCACCCAGACUCAGGUCAAAAUCUGGUUCCAGAACCGCCGGUCCAAGUUCAAGAAGAUGUGGAAAAGCGGGGAGAUCCCUACGGAACAGCACCCUGGGGCCAGCACGUCGCCACCUUGUGCUUCGCCGCCCGUGUCGGCGCCGGCCUCCUGGGACUUCAGCGCGCCGCCCCGGAUGGGGAGCGGUGGCGGCCCCGGCAGCGGCGGCAGCGGCGCCGGCAGCUCGGGCUCCAGCCCGAGCAGCGCGGCCUCGGCCUUCCUGGGAAACUACCCGUGGUACCACCAGGCCUCGGGCCCUGCCUCACACCUGCAGGCCGCCGCGCCCCUGCUGCACCCAACGCAGACCCCGCAGCCGCACCAUCACCACCACCACCACCACCACCACGGCGGCGGGGGCGCCCCGGUGAGCGCGGGGACGAUUUUCUAA
Enhydra lutris kenyoni (northern sea otter) is the source of this 993-nucleotide messenger RNA. Its product is annotated as distal-less homeobox 2. The coding region runs from base 1 to 993 and encodes 330 amino acids. Gene Ontology annotation, molecular function: RNA polymerase II cis-regulatory region sequence-specific DNA binding; DNA-binding transcription factor activity, RNA polymerase II-specific. Gene Ontology annotation, biological process: negative regulation of transcription by RNA polymerase II; cell differentiation; embryo development. The record is from RefSeq and is a predicted model, not a curated record. Lineage: Eukaryota; Metazoa; Chordata; Mammalia; Carnivora; Mustelidae. The transcript is spliced from 3 exons.